AUGGACAGAAAGGAAGACACAGUAUACACAAAGAUCGGCUACGCUGGAAACACAGAGCCUCAGUUCAUCCUGCCUUCCUGUGUGGCCAUCAGGGAGUCAGCCGGUGUGGGGGAGCAGGCUCAGAGGAGGCUCACACGAGGAGUCGACGACCUCGACUUCUACAUCGGAGACGAAGCCGUGGACAAACCCAACUAUGCAACCAAGUGGCCGGUGCGUCACGGGAUGGUGGAGGAUUGGGACCUGAUGGAGAAGUUUCUGGAGCAGAUCAUCUUUAAAUACCUGCGAGCUGAACCUGAAGACCACAGCUUCCUCAUGGUGGGUCCAUGCUGUCUGCUGUUGCUAUGGUUACUGUUUCAUGGGAGCCCCCAACAC
Molecule: messenger RNA, 372 nt
Organism: Plectropomus leopardus (leopard coralgrouper)
Lineage: Eukaryota; Metazoa; Chordata; Actinopteri; Perciformes; Serranidae
Source: RefSeq, a predicted model, not a curated record